AUGAACAUUUUCCCGAGCCCUCCUAUGAUUUCUCCUUUGUCCGGAUUUGCUGCAGGAUUAAGACGUUCUCCAAAUGUUGCUCCACUGUUGGUUCGUGUUCGUAAAGCUGGUCACUCUGAAACGAAGAAACCAGGUGACCAUAAAAAUGCAAAACAGAAGCCACAGCAUGGAAAUGGAAAGGCGGAGCAUCCAGCUCCACGUAAGCAAAGGGAUAAUGCAAAAGUGAAGCAUCCUAGAAAGCCGAAAAAGCCUGAAAAGAAUAAGCAUUCCCCAACACCUCUUAACAAGGGAACGAAACAUCCUCCAGCACCAGCUUCCAAAAGAACGAAAGCUCCUACAGCACCGGCUUCUAAAAAAACGAAACCUCCUCCAGCACCGGCUCCUAAAAAGACGAAACCUCCUCCAGCACCGCCUCCCAAAAAAACGAAACCUCCCCUAACAAAUGCUCCCAAAAAAACGAAUGCCUCCUUCAGCACCGGCUCCCAAAGAUACGAAACCUCCCCGAACACAUGCUCCCAAAGGAACGAAGCCUCCCAAACCGCCCACUCCUAA
Messenger RNA from Cooperia oncophora, 552 nucleotides. The record is from the annotation of a GenBank genome assembly. NCBI's taxonomy places the organism in Eukaryota, Metazoa, Nematoda, Chromadorea, Rhabditida, Trichostrongylidae.